Molecule: messenger RNA, 640 nt
Organism: Labeo rohita (rohu)
Lineage: Eukaryota; Metazoa; Chordata; Actinopteri; Cypriniformes; Cyprinidae
Gene: atoh1c
Product: atonal bHLH transcription factor 1c
Exons: 1
Coding region: 7-624 (205 amino acids)
Molecular function (GO): protein dimerization activity
Source: RefSeq, a predicted model, not a curated record
UUCAGCAUGCCCCGUCCAGACGGCACUUACGCGCAGAUCAUCUGGAGAGAGGCAGACAGAGCCCGCUCGGACCCACGUCCCGGAGCAGUAACGGGCUGGAGGGAGGAGAGGACGCAGGGCAGGGUGAGCUGCGACCCGUGCGCUCUCGUUCAGCUCCGGCUAUCCGGACUAACAUAUCCAGACGAAGACCAGAGCGCCAUCGCCCGAGCUCGGAGACGCCGCAGACUGGCCGCCAACGCCCGCGAGAGGAGGAGGAUGCUGGGCUUGAACGUGGCCUUCGACCGCCUGAGGAGCGUCAUUCCGAACGUGGAGAGCGACAGGAAGCUGUCCAAGUCUGAGACGCUUCAGAUGGCACAGAUAUACAUUAGUACUCUGAGCGAGCUGCUGGAGGAAAGAGACUGCGACUCAGAAUUCAGUUACCCGAUGCUGGGGACGGGCAUGCAGGAUCAAGUCAUAAAGGGUUCAAUGCCAACCGAAGAGACCAAACCAGAGCAGAAAACUGUUCCAACCUGUAGGAUAAGAACAUAUGCUGGGAAUUUGGGGCGUCCAAGUUGUUGUGACCCCAAAACACCUGAACUCUUAGUGGACUCUCACUAUAUGGAGAGGAGUAAUGGAGCAAAAUGACACUGUUAUUGCAUUU